GACCUCGCCUCCUCCACCCACCCCCACCCCGGCCGCCUCCUCGACGCGACGGAGACGCAAACCCUAGCCCCCACACCAUCCAGCCAGCCAAGCCACCCUCCCCUCCCGGAUCACUCUCCUUCUCUCCCCGAUCUCUAUAAAAGACCGCGGAUUUCGAAUUUCUUUCCGCGGGAUCUCUAACGGCCCCACCUUUCCCGCGCGAAUCGGCCUCGGAUUGAGCCGUUUCGUCCCGUUGCUGUAGGGGGGAUUGGGGGAUUUCAUCUGGUGGUGGUGGUGGGGGAUUCGAGCCGUGGAUGGCGGAGCCGGCGUUGGACGGGAGCCAGCCGGUGGAUCUGUCCAAGCAUCCCUCCGGCAUCGUCCCCACGCUCCAGAAUAUUGUGUCGACGGUCAAUUUGGACUGUAAAUUGGACCUCAAAGCAAUUGCCCUUCAAGCACGUAAUGCAGAAUAUAACCCCAAGCGUUUUGCUGCGGUUAUUAUGCGGAUAAGAGAACCUAAAACUACAGCAUUGAUAUUUGCAUCAGGGAAAAUGGUCUGCACUGGAGCAAAAAGUGAACAUCAAUCAAAACUUGCCGCUAGGAAGUAUGCUCGCAUCAUCCAGAAGCUUGGUUUUCCAGCAAAAUUCAAGGACUUCAAGAUUCAGAACAUUGUUGGGUCUUGUGAUGUCAAAUUCCCGAUCAGGCUUGAGGGUCUUGCAUACUCUCAUGGUGCUUUCUCUAGUUAUGAACCAGAGCUCUUCCCUGGCUUGAUCUAUCGGAUGAAGCAGCCAAAGAUUGUGCUACUGAUUUUUGUUUCAGGCAAGAUCGUUCUGACAGGAGCUAAGGUGAGAGAUGAGACAUACACUGCCUUUGAAAAUAUCUAUCCUGUCCUCACAGAGUUCAGAAAAGUCCAGCAAUGAUAACUAAUUGGAAGCUAGCAGGGGAGUGCUGAAUGGGAAAAUGUUAUUGCUGGCAGCCAGCUCCAACUUCCAAGUGUACAUAUAAUCUGGACCUCGGAGGAGCCUAUAAGCUGCCAUGAGACCUGGUGCGUGCGAUGCACUUGUAGAUGCCCACACAGCUCAACUAUUUGUGAUGGAUGGAUAAUGCUUGGUCGAGUAGAUUCAUGGUCAUGGGCAGUGAUUGUAGCUUGCAAAGCCUUAGUGGAAGUGGUACGCCAAUAAGACUGAAAAGCAAGUUUUGGUCCUGGCUUUUCAAAAGUCUUUCUCUAAAUGUUUCCUCCGUAGAUGAAAAAGGCAAAUGUAGUGUAUGUACUCCUUGACAUGUUAUGACGAUAAUACUGAAAAAUUUGGACUUUUUGAUGGACUGUUGCUAA
Sorghum bicolor (sorghum) is the source of this 1309-nucleotide messenger RNA. Its product is annotated as TATA-box-binding protein 2. Gene Ontology annotation, molecular function: DNA binding; RNA polymerase II general transcription initiation factor activity. Bases 294 to 896 code for a protein of 200 amino acids. Gene Ontology annotation, biological process: DNA-templated transcription initiation. The transcript is spliced from 9 exons. The record is from RefSeq and is a predicted model, not a curated record. NCBI's taxonomy places the organism in Eukaryota, Viridiplantae, Streptophyta, Magnoliopsida, Poales, Poaceae.